UUCAUUCCACGACGAAAGUUCCGAAGAUUUUUCUUCAAGUUAAAGCUGCAGCUUAAUGACUUCUGGAAUGCGAUAGACCUUCUCUCCUACAUUUGUCUUGCAAUUGCGUUAACUGUCCGACAUGCGGGGUACUAUGAAAAUCUGACAUAUUCCAGAAGAAUAUUUGCAGUAUCUUUGUUGAUAAUGUAUCUUAGAUUCCUCCAAGCUUUUAUGAUGAUUCGUACAUUUGGAGCAACUCUAAUCAUGAUUAAAGAAAUGUUGAAGGACCUUCUUGCCUUCAUUUGGUUGGCAAUAUUUGUGGUAUUUGGAGUAGGCAUAUAUUACCACGCCAAUCUUUGGCCAGAUCACCUGUACAUAUUUGGUGACGGAUCCAUAGAAUCAUGGAGGAUCUGGAGAAUUAUCAGCCUUCCCUACUGGCAACUUUAUGGUGAAUCUAACGAAGAAUACAUCAGCGGAAAGGACCAGUCUGACUGUACCAAUAUUACGUCUAUUUGGACAACAGACCUAUCUCGAGAGCGGUGCCCACGCGAGGACUGGACGGUUGUUUUGAUUGCUGCAUUCUACAUGUUAUUCUCUAACCUUUUGCUGGUGAAUCUAGUAAUAGCUAUGUUCAGCUACACCUUCGGGAGAGUCAAAUCUAAUUCCGAAAAACUCUGGAUGUAUGAGCGCUAUGUGGUCAUAAACGACUUCAAGAAUCGAAAACCUUCCUUGAUAAACUUAAUUUGCUUUGUACGUUAUAUCAUCAAUCGCCUGUUUCAAAAAUGCAUGAACAGAGUGACAAAUAACCCUGUGAACAGGGAAACAACCGAAAGUAAGAAGAAAGAGGAAAAGCAGAACUUGAUGAAAUUUCAAAAAAUCAUGGCGACGAGGGUCGUUUAUGCACAGUCAAAAACUGUAAUGAGAACUGCUGAAAGAAAUAACAUUUGAAAUACUAUGUUCUUCUUUCUGUUAUUCCUUGUUGUUUAAAAUGUUGGAUCAAAUACAAAAUUCGGAAUUGAAUGAAUUAAAAAAAAUAAUAAUAACAUAAUAGGAUGUCGUUGCUGAUAAUGAAACACUAACCAACGAACUAAUAUUUUUCUAAGACUGAUGAAAGAACAUUGCAUUGAAAUGAAGUGGAAAACAAAAUCCAUAUGGAAAAUAUUAUAUGAUCAGACGAUUUCUUUAUAGAUUAAUUUGCUUUCAAGAGGGGAAGUUCACCAAGUAACAAGAAAAGUCUUAUUUUAAA
Molecule: messenger RNA, 1225 nt
Organism: Saccostrea echinata
Lineage: Eukaryota; Metazoa; Mollusca; Bivalvia; Ostreida; Ostreidae
Product: transient receptor potential cation channel subfamily M member-like 2
Exons: 5
Coding region: 184-927 (247 amino acids)
Biological process (GO): calcium ion transmembrane transport
Molecular function (GO): ligand-gated calcium channel activity
Source: RefSeq, a predicted model, not a curated record